CCAUCGUUCUUCUAGAAUCUAGUCUAGAGCCUUCCUUUCCCUACAGUUGGCGUUCUGUCCGCCCGUAUCUUGAAGGACCGCGUUUAGGGACCGUUCGAUAUCCGAUAUCGCCGAUUCUUUCGCCUCGUCCGUUUGAUCCGUCUUCGCCCGAUUUCGUUCACGUCCACUCCGCCAUUCCGUUCGGUUCCUAUUCGCGUCCUUUGCGGCGGAUCUGACGCCGGCUUUAGGGUUAUCGAUCCCUCUAGCGGUAGAUUUUAGGGUUCGCGAUCUUUUCAGAUCCGGAUUGGAUUCGCGAUCUUUGGAUUGGAUUCGCGAUUCCACCGUUCUCUUGUGCUGUGAGCACAUCUGACGCGAAGCGGGUAACCUGGUUUUCGCCACCAUGAGCUCAUCUGCGACAUCUGUGCUGACGAACGUCGCCAGGCUCGCGAUCACGCUUGGCGUGGGUGGCAGCCUGCUUAACGCGUCACUCUAUACGGUGGACGGCGGGCAUCGCGCGGUGCUGUUCGAUCGGUUCCGCGGAGUGUUGGAGGAAACGCAGGGCGAGGGCACGCACUUCCUCAUCCCCUGGCUGCAGAAGCCCUACAUCUUCGACGUGCGCACUCGCCCCCGCUCAAUCACUUCCGUUACAGGAACAAAAGACCUCCAGAUGGUGAAUCUGACGCUGCGAGUGCUGUCGAAGCCAGAGACCACCCACCUGCCCACCAUAUUCAAGACUCUUGGCACGGACUACGACGAGAGGGUGCUUCCGUCUAUUGGCAACGAAGUUCUUAAAGCUGUUGUGGCUCAAUUCAAUGCGGAUCAGCUACUCACGGAGCGUCCAUAUGUGUCGAAGCUUGUGCGGGAGGCGCUGACUCAGCGAGCCAAGGACUUCAACAUCGUUCUGGAUGACGUGGCACUGACCCAUCUGUCCUAUGGUGCUGAGUUCUCAAAGGCCGUCGAGCAGAAGCAAGUUGCCCAGCAGGAGGCUGAGCGCUCCAAGUUUGUGGUGAUGAAGGCGGAGCAGGAGAGGCUGGCAGCGGUUACACGGGCAGAGGGCGAGUCAGAGGCCGCCAAGCUGAUCUCGGAUGCGACGGCGAACGUGGGAGGGGCGAUGAUAGAGCUCAGGCGCAUUGAGGCGGCGAGGGAGAUUGCUGCUACACUUUCUCGGAGUCGUAACGUCGUCUACUUGCCUGGUGGUAACAACAUGCUUCUGGGGCUCGGCACGGGCGGCACUAAUUAGUUUACUUCAUUUUGGUUGCUCCUAAGCCGGGGUGCGAUGUGGUUGGUUGCCCCGUUUAGGACAGAUUUCUCUAAAAUUAAGCAAAAGGCAUGUUGUCGUGCUGACGAGGUAUGUUCCAGUGAUGGAAGCCAAGAAUGUGAAACUGAUGUACUGGAGAGGAAUUAUGCACAUGUACAAACGAUUUUCGUAGUUUCUUGAAAGGUUUAUGGCAUAAGUUG
Molecule: messenger RNA, 1437 nt
Organism: Closterium sp. NIES-67
Lineage: Eukaryota; Viridiplantae; Streptophyta; Zygnematophyceae; Desmidiales; Closteriaceae
Source: the annotation of a GenBank genome assembly